Messenger RNA from Synchiropus splendidus (mandarinfish), 3052 nucleotides. It is a transcript of the gene mboat7, whose product is annotated as membrane bound O-acyltransferase domain containing 7. Bases 110 to 1522 code for a protein of 470 amino acids. Gene Ontology annotation, biological process: lipid modification; phosphatidylinositol biosynthetic process. Gene Ontology annotation, molecular function: lysophospholipid acyltransferase activity. Lineage: Eukaryota; Metazoa; Chordata; Actinopteri; Syngnathiformes; Callionymidae. The transcript has 9 exons. The record is from RefSeq and is a predicted model, not a curated record. Gene Ontology annotation, cellular component: membrane; mitochondria-associated endoplasmic reticulum membrane contact site.
GUCACACCUUUACUGCAUUCUGUUUUCAUCAUACGGCUACCUUUUCUUUAAAGGUUUCAUUGAAUCGACCGCUGAAAAGCAUCAAAUUGGAGCUUAAUAAUGGCCCGGUAUGCAACUUGCAACUGGAACAAUGUCUCCUGAUGAACUAGUGUAUUUGGGAAUCCUUGCUGCCUCAAUUCCUGUGGGCUUUCUGUUCCGCUUCCUCAGCCCAUCAGCAAAGCAGGUGACUGCCCUUCUUGUGGGCCUUUCCAUCACCAUCGGCACCUGUCACUUCCACACACUCCACUCUCUGGUGACGGUGAUUGGAACAUGGAUUAUUAUAAAGAGCAGCUGGCAGUAUGCUCCAGCCUUGAGUCUGGCCUGGACCUUCCUCUACCUCCUCUUCUUUCGGCUGGUCACCUCCUUUGGUUUGCCAUCACCAACUCCUUUUGCCAACGCUGUCCAGCUCCUGCUCACUCUCAAGAUGGUGAGUGUUGCCAACGAGGUGAAGAGUUUUCAUUCCGAAAAGAAGAAGGAGGUGAGCUCCUUUGAGACAAAGUCGCCUGUCAUCGGGUGUCUGGCUGAGGAGCUUUCGUUCUACGACCUACUGUCAUACAGCUACUGUUACAUCGGUAUAAUGACCGGCCCCUUCUUCCGCUUCCAGACCUACUCUGACUGGCUGAGGCAGCCGUGCCCACGAGAGCUCCCAGGCUGGGAUCCAUGUCUGCAGCGCCUUAAGCUAGUUCCUGUGUUCGGAGCCCUGUUCGUGGUUGUGAACUCCCUCUUCCCUCUGGCUUACGUUCGCUCUGAAGAGUUUCUGGAUCGAAACUUCUUCUUCAGGUUCUUCUACAUGAUCGCCGUGUUCUUCGUGUUUAGGAUGCGGUUCUAUGCCGCAUGGUGCGGAGCAGAGGCCGGCUGCAUCAGUGCAGGUCUGGGCUGCUACCCUGAGAGUGCUCUGUGUAAACCAGGUGGAGGCCCAACCGUCAGCUAUAGCACGGAUCCGAGAGGUGGAGAGAAAUAUGACUUCAAAACAAUCCAGAACAUCGACUGUUACAACACAGACUUCUGUGUGAAGGUGCGACAUGGAAUGAGAUACUGGAACAUGACGGUGCAGUGGUGGCUCCAUCACUACAUUUACCCUAACGCUCCCUUCAAAGCCUACACUCUCAGGGCGGGCUGGACCAUGCUGAUCAGUGCCUACUGGCACGGACUUCACCCCGGGUACUACCUGUCUUUCCUCACCAUACCUCUCUGCAUCGCUGCCGAGUCUGCCAUGGAGGCAGGCGUCCGAUCCAAGCUUGGUCCACAAGGUCAGAACGUCUUCGAUUGGGUCCACUGGUUCCUCAAGAUGCGGGCUUAUGACUACAUGUGUAUGGGCUUCGUGCUGCUGAAGGCCUCCGAUACCAUCAACUACUGGUCGUCCAUCUACUUCAUCAUGCAAGUCAUUGCUGUGUGCUGCAUCAUAGUGGGCCGAGCCCUGAAGGGAACGAAAAGAGCGGACAGGGAGGAGACAAGAGAUGGGAAGACGAAGAAGACUGAAUGAAUGGCUUUUACUGUGAACAGAUAUAUUUUUGGAAACAUCCAGACUCUUAUUUUUGCUGUUGUCAAGUCCAGGAAUAUUUCGCAGAUUGUGUGCUCAUAAAAUCAUCAUGCUUUCCUACGGGGGAUAUGGAUUCAUUGAAGUUCGGAAUAUUUCGGGAAGAGCUCAGGAUUCAGACAUUCUAGGAUUGGGACUCAAUAAAAAUGAAUCUGAGUAAUGAGAGGUUUUAUUAUUAGUUAAUCUCAUUUUAAUAAUUGACACAGGAACGAUCAUAUUGUAUUUGAAUCUGUAGACAUAAGCUCAGGAUCACAAUGGAGGUUCUUGGUGAUGAGUGUUGCACUAGGUGCAUAGAUCAACAUAUUUUUGUGCUUCUAUAGUGUUCAAUGCCCAUUAACAUAAUCCCUCAAUGAGUUAUUGUAAUUGAAUAAUCAAAAUAAAUCUUUUUCAUACUAAAGUUAAGUAGAGCUGGUUCAGUGCUCUACCUUAAAAUAAAAACAUUUAAUCCAUCAGUUGCUCGACCAGCAAUUGAACAACAUCUGUUAUACUGUCUGGUAAUGUAGCAUGCUGUGAGUCUGGAGCUGCUGGAGACCAGGAAUAUUUCCCUGCUGGCUACCCUGACGAUAAACUCCUCAGUGAAGUGUGGCUGUCUGGAAGUCAUGCCCACAUGGAAAACUCUGAUGUUAACCAUAGGCUCAUGAAAUACUGAACUGAGUCCUUGAAAACCAUGAAUUUAUGACAUAAAUCAGAACACGCUUUUCUCUCAUUGGAGGGAAAUGCUUCUAUCUCACCCCAUAUAUGAAACACUGUGAACAUUUAUAAGAGACAAAUGUUACUUUUCUAACCCAAUAAGGAGUCAGGUUUGGUUUGUGGCUGCUGAUCGCAUCCUCAUGCUUUACUUUUGCACUAAUGCAAAGCUACAGCUUGAGCUUAAAUGCAAAAUAAAACGGUGUUGUUUACAUUUGUCUAACCGCAACAUUCCAACAAAUGUGAAUCUCAUCCACGGUGUCAUGGACCUAUCCUGUUUUCCUGCCUAUGUUUUUGUUCAUCUGAUUUCACUAUCUGAAAGGACAUUGAUUUUAGAAAAAUCAGCUGGAACUUUUCUCUCAUGUAUUUCACUGCCAAAACAUCUGCACUGCCAUUUAAACGAGACCAAAUGUUAGACUGAAGAGUGCAACGUGGUUUACAUUACAAACUAGCUGCCUGUUUAAUAGAUAGGUGACACUGUUUCAAUCAAUUUGUUGUUGUUGAAUUAGUAAUUCAACUAUAAGCCGCUGCUUUUCAGGCUCCUAAAGGAUUUUUUUUAUUUUCAUCUGUCUUGUUUUGUUUCCAACAAAUUGUGGUCCCUGAACAAAACCACCUCAUACGUCAUUCUCUACUCUUGUCUUGUUUAAGUAUUUACCCGCUUGGAUGAAAAGAAUAUGCUGUGCUGCAGCUAAAAUGUAAAUGCAUUCUAUUUCCUUGCAGUAUUUAAGGUUCUUCUUCUGCUUUUUAUGGGGCUGCAUUGAUGUAAAAAAGCCGGUUUGCUGGUCAAUA